GUGACCAGGCCGAAUGUAUUCUACAUGAGAUUUUAUAAAGAGAGAAAGAGGGCGAAAAUUAUAUUAAUAUAACUCGUAAAAUGGUUCUUUUAGACAAUGAUGGUUUUCUAACUCAGCUGACGUAUUUGCUUCAAAAAUCAAGAAGUUCAGGUUCAGUAAAUAUCACAUUAAAGAAAUAUAAUGGACAAACAAAGCCAAAACCCAGAGGAUCAAAGAAAACUAGCAAGCUUACMUCUGUGGAGCAAGAAGGGGAAAGUAGAUGUCUUUUUAGAGCAGCUAGAGGAAAUAAGAAGAUCAGUACAGUGGUUUUUUCCAAAGAUAUAAACAGAUUUCAUCUAGCAUAUGCAAAUGUACUUAAAGCUAACAUGGAUAAUUUAAAGAAAAGAGAUAAGAAAGCAGAAAAGAGUAAAGCUAAGUCAAAAAAAUCCAAGGCAACUCAAUAGGAAAUUUGUACAGGAAAAUUAAUUAUAUCAUACAAWGUAAAAUGAGCAGAUGCUAUUUUGGGUGAAAUAAAACAUUAUGCAGGGGCAUGCGUAGGGGAUUCCAGUUGUUCUGGUAUUCCCCCUUCCUUUGUAGACAAAGUCUAGAAAUAUAAGACUUAAUAUGUCAAAUAUAUAGGUUACAAUAUUUUCAGAUAGUACAAUAGUCUGUGAAUCUAAAGCAAUUUUGKAGUCAAUCACCACAGUUUUGAAGCUGCAAGAAACACCCUAUGCAUGCCCCUGUUUCCAGUACCUGACUUACAUAUGUGUAUUGUGGAAGGCAAGAUAAAAGUAUGCAGUCAUAUCAGCAAUCRUACUUUAAUUUUUGCUAUAGGACAGAUUUCAUAGGAGUGUAGAGGUUACAGUAAUAUACCACGAAGCAUUGAUGUAGCUAUUCCAAUGUCUAUCUCUUAUUAGCAAAGGUAUUAAUAUGAAGUUUUGAAUGGUAUACAUGUAGUAAGAUAAUGUAAUAUUUUCAAUGUUGUCUUUGAACACUGACACAAAGUGUGUUUUUGUUUUUGAAUUAUCAUUGCAGUAUUUUCAUUCUAAAUUCACUUUCUCACAAARUAAUUGUGCAAUAAUAAACAAGUGUUGUUGCUAAGAAUUCUSAUAGAUUAAUGAAUAUCAAUGCUGUGCGUCACAUAAYCCUUUGUUACUCAUGUGACAGCUUUAAAGAGAUUCUUUUCGAACAAAAUAAUGUGUGUUAAGUUAUAAGAUUACAUGUGUUUGUUCAUAAACACAAAUUAUCGCAGUACCUUCAAAAUAUACUUGUACAUGGACCUAACACUGUUUUCUGAUACCUGUGAUAUUUUAAGUAAGAAUACAUAGUUCAAAUAAGAAAUCUGGGAAUCUUGUUGUAGUUAUUAUUCUGUUAUGUUUCUCUUCAUUCACAUAUUGCCAAAAUACAGAACGAUCACUUUGUAGAGUUGAUACAUAUCCACUUGAGUUGUUUUAUGUCUGUAAACUGCAUUCAAAAAUUGUAUUAUCUGUAAAAUUCCAGUGAACAAUACCUAUAGUAAGUCAACAAUAACAGAAAAUAAUAAAACAACAGCAACAAAAUAAA
Molecule: messenger RNA, 1542 nt
Organism: Exaiptasia diaphana
Lineage: Eukaryota; Metazoa; Cnidaria; Anthozoa; Actiniaria; Aiptasiidae
Product: signal recognition particle 14 kDa protein
Exons: 5
Coding region: 81-443 (120 amino acids)
Biological process (GO): SRP-dependent cotranslational protein targeting to membrane
Cellular component (GO): signal recognition particle, endoplasmic reticulum targeting
Molecular function (GO): endoplasmic reticulum signal sequence receptor activity; 7S RNA binding
Source: RefSeq, a predicted model, not a curated record